Molecule: messenger RNA, 4550 nt
Organism: Osmerus eperlanus (European smelt)
Lineage: Eukaryota; Metazoa; Chordata; Actinopteri; Osmeriformes; Osmeridae
Product: CREB-regulated transcription coactivator 1-like
Exons: 14
Coding region: 24-1847 (607 amino acids)
Biological process (GO): protein homotetramerization; positive regulation of transcription by RNA polymerase II
Cellular component (GO): cytoplasm; nucleus
Molecular function (GO): cAMP response element binding protein binding
Source: RefSeq, a predicted model, not a curated record
UCUAUUGAGGAGGAGAGUGAAAGAUGGCGUCCUCAAACAAUCCCCGCAAAUUUAGCGAGAAAAUCGCUCUGCAUAAUCAAAAACAAGCAGAAGAGACUGCAGCUUUUGAAGAGGUGAUGAAAGACCUAAACAUUACCAGAGCUGCGCGGUUGCAGUUACAGAAGACCCAGUAUUUGCAACUAGGGCAGAAUCGUGGACAGUACUAUGGAGGCUCACUGCCCAAUGUCAAUCAGAUUGGAAAUAGCAACAAUGACAUGCCUUUUCAGAAUUCUGUGUCGGACACCAGUCGAACCACUAGGCAUCACGGUCUAGUGGACCGUGUCUACCGUGACCGGAACCGCAUCGCUUCACCCCACCGCCGGCCAAUCUCUGUUGACAAACAUGGCCGCCAGAUCGACAGCUGCCCCUAUGGCUCCGUGUAUCUCUCCCCUCCACCUGACACCAGCUGGAGGAGGACAAAUUCAGACUCGGCCUUACACCAGAGUGCGAUGAACCCUAAGCCACAGGAAACGUAUGUGGGGGGAUCCCAAGAGCUCCAGCCCAAGCGAGUGUUGCUGUUAACAGUGCCUGGGACCGAGGAGUGUGAACCAGAAACAGACGAGGAUGCACAGAAGCAAAUGUGGGAUAAUAAAAAGAAUGACUCAUCGAGACCCAAGUCCUGCGAUGUCCCAGGGAUCAACAUCUUCCCAUCACCCGAUCAGGAAGUGAACACAUCUUUGCUUCCUGCCACACACAACACUGGCGGCUCGCUGCCUGACCUCACCAACAUUCAGUUCCCCCCACCGCUGCCCACCCCGUUGGACCCCGACGAUACGGUGGCCUUCCCCGCCCUCAGCGCCUCCAACAGCACGGGAAACCUGACCACCAACCUCACCCACCUAGGCAUCAGUGCCGCCAGCCACGUGGGGACGGCUUCCUCUCAGUCCGCCAUGACGGUGUCAUCCCAGCGGCAGCUGCCCACCGUGGUGCCCCUCACCCUCAGCGUAGACCUCCAGCCUCAGCCGUCUCCACAGCAGCUCUCCCCCACCCUGUCGCCUCCCAUCAACAUCACGCAGGUAGUGCCAAUGGAAACCUUGAGCCUAGAGCAGCAGCUGUCCCAGUACCCCUUCUUCAGCCAGCUGACAGCUCAGGCACAGGCCCAGGUGCUGAACGACCUGCAUCUGCAGCAGCUUCUGCCCCAGGGCAUCAGGCUGAUCACCCUGCCCCCGCUGGCCACCACCACCCCGGCCACGCAGGCCUCCCUGGACUCUCAGAUCCAGACCAGCGCAAGCAUCAACGUCAACUCAUACCGUAAUCAGACUGGCUCUCCGGCCAAUCAGUCUCCAACCUCCCCUGUCUCCAAUCAAGGCUUCUCCCCUGUCGGCUCGCCUCAACACAUUUCUGUGGUGGGCAGUAUCUUCGGAGACUCUUUCUAUGACCAGCAGCUGGCGUCGAGACAAACCAAUGCUCUUUCCCACCAGCUGGAGCAGUUCAACAUGAUUGAGAACCCCAUCAGCUCCAACAGCCUGUACAGCCAUUGCUCCACCCUCAACUACACACAGGCAGCCAUGAUGGGGCUUACCGGGAGCAGCCUGCAAGACACCCAGCAGCUGGGCUUCAGUAGCCAUGGCAACAUCCCCAACAUCAUCCUCACAGUAACAGGAGAGUCUCCACCCAGUCUCUCCAAAGAGCUGACCAACUCGCUGGCCGGUGUUGGGGAUGUCAGCUUUGAUGCAGACUCUCAAUUUCCAUUGGAUGAACUGAAAAUCGACCCCCUUACCUUGGACGGACUGCACAUGCUCAAUGACCCUGACAUGGUACUCACCGACCCUGCUACGGAGGAUACAUUCAGGAUGGACAGGUUGUAAAGGUGAAACUGACUGUGGCCGCCAAAAAAAAAAACUAAAGAACAAAAAAUGUGAAGGAAAAUAAAAUCCGCCCUUGGGUUCAGUCCCCAAGGGGAAGCAAAAAGGCAUGGUGUGGGUGAGUACUCUCCACAGUUGCAUGGCCCUUCACACCCAGAACUUGUUCAGGCCUUUGAUACGAUAUUCCACCAAAACUAUUGUGUGGGUUGAAGGACACACAAUGCCUUUUCGGGUGGUUUGGCAUUGCUGUCAAUUUCAAUGAGAUUGUUGGUCCCUCAGCCAACCUGCUGUGUUUACUAUACAACAUUAUUUCCCAUACGCAUACAAAAAAUUAUAAUAAUCCCCAAAAAUCGCAAUUGACAACUUGUGUUUUCCAUAUCUGUUUGGGAAGUUCAGUUUUAGUUUAAGGAGGGUGGGGCGGUGGGGGGCAAAAAAGACACUAAGACGGUAGGCACCACCACACCAAUAAUGAAUGCUGUGUAUGAUAUUUGCAAAUACCACGGCCAAGCUGAUUCUACCCUUAAUUGAAAGUCAUUGUCUUUCCCAACUUACAUCACACUCAAAGCUUUAUUUUUACUGACAACCAAAUGUUUAUAUUUUUGUCAUGUAUGUGUUUAAUUUGUGUGCAUUUAUAUUUAUUGAAUUAUUUAUUAAGUUGAAUUUGUUUUAUGUAAAUACAGAAUUCAAUUAUUUGUUUGAUGCCAAAUUUUUCUCUGCUGUUGUCCUCUUGUACAAACUGCACUGAUUUAAUUUUGUGUCUAUUUAUUCAUUGAUAUUUUUUGUAUAUUUAGUUACAUUAAGGAGUGCAAAUCCUCCCCAUAUUUGCUCCUGAACUCAAUCAUCUAUCUAUAUAUAUAUAAACUAGGAAAAAGUUACAUCUUAAAAUUAACUAGCUUCUAUCACUCUCAUAAGAAAAACACUUUAUUGUGCCAAUUAACAACUUUUAAGUGACUUUAUUUAUAACUGUUUAAAAGACUACUUCCAUGUGUUCUUUUUAAUGUUAAGCAAAGUAUAAUUUAAAAUAGUCUCAUUGAAAAUAUAGAAGACAAAGAGAAAUUCCCCAAGAGUAUUUGUUUUCGCUGCUGCUUGAAAAAGUAAAUACAAAUAUAAUUUCAUCUUUUGCUUAUCUGACAAAGGUCACUUCUACUAAAACCUAGAGAGAAACACAGAAAUCUUACCUAUUGAACUUGUCACUGUGAGAUCACCUGAUUUUGCCUUACAUGAGUAUUAUACUGUUUUAAGUGUCUAAUUAAUGUGACAAUGUAUUUUCGUAACUUCUUGUGACAUUUUCUUGUAUUUAAAAGGAACUCCUAACUUUCAGUCAGUGACAAUAUUUGUGGUUAUGUAGAGUAAGGUUUGACAAAAUAAUUGUAUUGUAUUUUGUACUGGUACACUUUUUAGCUAAAUUCUCAAUGUUUUGUAAAAAAUAACAAAAAAGGUUGGGUUAUAAGUAUUUGUGAUGGAGAGUGCAAAUAUGGGGAGGGGUUCUUCUCCUUAAAGGGAUAACAUAAAGCAUUUUGUGCUCCUUACUGUUCAAGAAUUUUUGUAGACGAUUGUUAUAAGAAGUUACUUAAUAUUAUUACAAGGUUCUGCUUUCAGGGUAGACCUGACUGAAAAUGAGAUGAACCAUUCCAUUUUUUACACCCCCAAAAAAAGAAAAAACCAUUACAUUGCAUGUUUUUGACCACACAAUCAGAAAUGUAUUGGAACAAAAAAGGCCUUUACAUUCUUUUUUUUAUUUUAUUAAGAAAGUAUGUGGAGCCGAAAAUAUCUUUAACGCACUUAAAACAUAUUUGGUGUUUUCACUCCUGUCUUUGCAUUUUUAGCUUUGUUAAAUAAUUGUGUCAUUGUCAGUAGUGUCAAAUCACGCAAUGUUUUUACCAAUGCCAUAAUUCUUAAAGAAACACCUGUUUGGAUUAUUUUGUUAUUUAAAUAUGAGCAGAACUUUACGUUAUGGAUGAAAGUAGCAUUUAGUGAUUACAUUAUUUGUUUGAUAGGCUUGGAAUUGUUUACACUGGCAUUCAUAUUUUUUAAGUCAUACCUAUGGUUAAGUGCAUAAUAUCAGAGUUUUCCUUCAAACUAGCUGUAGAACAUCCUAUUUCUAUUUACGGUGCAAUGUAGUAUAUACAGUAAUACUUGCCUAAAUCCCAGUAAAGGAAAAUGGAAAUUGUCAGAAUUUUUAAGUUAUAAGGAAUCACGGUUUGUUAACUUCAGACCUCAAAGUUGAAGAACUAUUUAAUGUCAUUUUUGACAUUAAGUUUACAUGUGUAUAUGUUUGUUUCUCAUUACACAAAUUAUCCAUAAAAAAUGGUAUUGUUUUCUAUAUAUAAAUGUGAUUCCUAUGCAAGACUAAGAAAAUUUGACCAUAACACUAGAUUAUAGGACAUCAUUAUUCAAUGUAAUGUUCAAGUCAUAAACCUGUUUCAUUACCAUGUUCAUUCAUUACCAAACCCAACUUGCAUAUUAGGCUCUUCUGUUGGAUUUCAGUACCAUUCAGAUGCCAAGAUAUGUUUGUUUCAGUUCAUUUGAUUUACUCCCAUUGCAUACAAUACAUUCUGAUAAAUCGUGUACAUAUGCUGUAGCAUAAACUAAAUGCAUGAUGAACAUGUUCAGUGAACCCUGGGGAAAAAGCCUUCAUUAGCUGAGCAGAUUUGAUCCAAAUCAUGCGACAUGUAAAAUACAGCAACAUCCGGUUGACAGAAUGCA